Molecule: messenger RNA, 445 nt
Organism: Drosophila mauritiana
Lineage: Eukaryota; Metazoa; Arthropoda; Insecta; Diptera; Drosophilidae
Exons: 2
Coding region: 85-429 (114 amino acids)
Source: RefSeq, a predicted model, not a curated record
GAUGGAGCCGACUUCGUGCUGCUAUUUGGUGGUCCGCGAUUUUGUUUUCAUUUGGAAAGUGGGUGUGUUUGUCUAGCUGUCCGAAUGGCCGGGCUCCCAGACUCCCCAGCCUCCCCAGCCUCCCCAUCCUCACCAGACUCGCAGACUGUGUCCCCUUCUCCAAUGUCAACGCUGUGGUCACUACUUGGGCGCUUCGAGUCUGGGAAAAUGCCUCCUCUGAUGGACUGGGGUCAACUGAAAACUGAAAUCUAUGGGCCCGAAGAAAGGAAAUGCGAGGAAUGUCGUGGAAAAACGAGGAAAGUGAUCUACGAUGCUCUUCAAACUGAUCUUCCUAAUAUGAGUGAGCAAAUUAAGUUGUGCCUGUUGCAAAGUGUUACCCAACCCAUCGAUAUGAAAGUUCAAGUUCUUCGUCUCAUUUCCCAGAAAUAAAACUUUCAUGGCGAGA